Messenger RNA from Anthonomus grandis grandis, 591 nucleotides. Its product is annotated as ninjurin-A-like. Gene Ontology annotation, biological process: tissue regeneration; cell adhesion. Lineage: Eukaryota; Metazoa; Arthropoda; Insecta; Coleoptera; Curculionidae. The transcript is spliced from 3 exons. Gene Ontology annotation, cellular component: membrane. The coding region runs from base 63 to 563 and encodes 166 amino acids. The record is from RefSeq and is a predicted model, not a curated record.
UUUUAUCAAUUCGUUUCAGUAUUAGAUGUAGGUCUUGCGAGUGAAGUGCGUGGUAAAGUGAAAUGAUUUCCGAAGAAGAAAAAGAGGAUUUUCCAGUGCGAGAAGAAAACACCCUGGAAGGUGACGCAGAUGAAACAGACGGCCCCCAACAAGACAUUAAGGCAAAAAUCGUACUUUCCAGAGAAGACUUCCAUGAUUUAAUCGACUUAGAUCUUGCAGAGGAGCCUGGGCCCGAAUCCCCGUACGAGCUAGUGGCUAAAAAGACCAUCUCCCAAGGUUUAAUGGACGUGUCCCUCAUCUUGGCCAACGCGAACCAACUGCGCUACAACGUCGAAUUUAACCGUAACGGCCCCACGUUUUACGUUAACGUUAUCCUGCUAUCGAUCUCUAUGACCCUCCAGGUGAUCGUCGCCAUGGUGUUGAUCUUUAAGGGCCGUUACUACCUGAAGGGCCAGUCGAAAUCACCCAAAGCGCGAAUGGUGAAACGAUGGUGCGUUUUUCUUGUAUUUUUAAUCGGCGUUUUUAACGUUCUCGUAACGGCCUUCGGUAAAAUUGAAGCAUAAAGUUAAUAAACCGCACCGUGUUGGCACA